Messenger RNA from Maylandia zebra (zebra mbuna), 5964 nucleotides. It is a transcript of the gene slc38a4, whose product is annotated as solute carrier family 38 member 4. Gene Ontology annotation, cellular component: plasma membrane. Gene Ontology annotation, molecular function: L-amino acid transmembrane transporter activity. Gene Ontology annotation, biological process: amino acid transmembrane transport. The record is from RefSeq and is a predicted model, not a curated record. Lineage: Eukaryota; Metazoa; Chordata; Actinopteri; Cichliformes; Cichlidae.
UGUCCUGUCAUGUGGUCGUGUCUUGAAGCUGCUGAGGGUAUUUAAGAGUUGGUGCACGCUGGUAUCUUCAGUCCGAUGCCGAUGAUCAAACUGGCCACGUUACAGUGUAGCUCUAUCCGUCCUUCAGUGAGUGUAUAUAGUUUAUUCUCCGUGUGCUCUCCUCGAUUAUAUUUGUUGAGUCAGAUGUGUAUAUACAUGUAUGCAUACCAAGUGGGUGGUGUUGGUGGAGAUUGGGAGUGAGCUAUCAGGGUUACGACCCCGCUUAUGACUGAUCAAAAAAGGAGGAGUCUGAGCAAACUGCGCAUCCUGAUUGGCUGACAGAGGCCCUCCUUCCUCUCUUUUAAAAGCUUCCUGUCUUACCUGAGUCACAAAAGGGCCAGAGCACCUCACCCAUCCACUCGUCUCUCUUCUGUCUGUUUUUCUUCAAAUCUAUUCAUUCAAAAAGGGAGGACAAACAAGGAACCUUCCUAGAACUGCUUUAAGAAACCUUUCAGACUUUUCUCAACGGUAACAAGAUAUAGCUGAGGUGAUUGACAAGGUUCUUGUAUCCUGUGCCAGUGAAGUCUAAACCCUGAAAAUCCUAGAAAGGUACAUUUCUCUGCCUCUGGUCCUGCUCUCUGUACCACUAUGCCGGGAAUUGUGGAACGCAUGGAACUGAGGAAAGUCUCCACAGUGGCUGACGACGACAGCCUUGAUGAACAACUCACAGAGCCCACCGACUGUGAGAAGGCCACCAUGAGCAGUCAGUAUAAUGUGGAUGAUAAUGACGAUGGAGAAAGCAAUGUGUUCCUGACAAAUGGGAUACCAAAGAGGCAGAAUCAAUUUAUGGAUGAUAAUGAAGACGGAGAAGGACAAAGCCAAUUUAAUGGGGAUGAUAAUGACGAUGGAGAGAGCCACAGGUUUCUGUCAAACGGUAUACCAAAGAAGAAGACAUAUGAAGAAGAAUAUCAUCCUGGCCACGCCUCAUUCGGCAUGUCCGUCUUCAACUUGAGCAACGCCAUUAUGGGCAGCGGCAUCCUGGGCCUGUCCUUUGCCAUGGCAAACACUGGCAUCAUUCUCUUUACAGUCCUCCUCAUCGCUAUAGCCAUUCUCUCCUUAUACUCUGUACACCUGCUCCUUGUGACUGCUAAGGAAGGAGGAUCCCUCAUCUAUGAGAAGCUUGGAGAGAGGGCAUUUGGCUGGCCCGGAAAAAUGGCUGCAUUUGGAUCAAUAAUCAUGCAGAACAUUGGAGCGAUGUCCAGCUACCUCUUUAUAGUGAAGUAUGAGUUGCCAGAAGUGAUCCGCGCAUUCCUGCACUUAGAAGAAAACUCUGGUGAAUGGUACCUAAAUGGAAAUUACCUGGUGCUGUUUGUGUCCGUCGGAAUCAUUCUGCCUUUAUCCCUCCUCAAAAAUCUGGGCUACCUGGGCUACACCAGUGGUUUUUCCCUCUCUUGCAUGGUUUUCUUCCUAGGUGUGAUAAUAUACAAAAAAACCCAGCUACCCUGCCCUCUGCCUUUCCUCCAUGGCCACUCAUCCAAUCUCAGCAUAAAUGGCUCGGACAUGCCAGGGCUCUACGCCUUGCAAAACAAGUCUAUACAGAUGGAUUUCUCCCACGCUGACAUUUCCCCAGCAAUCAUUGGCAGCCACGAUACCCAGCACUCCACGGGAAUACACUCUGAACCUCACUCAGACGUUGAGGAGAUGUGCACGCCGAAAUACUUUGUCUUCAACUCACAGACUGCGUACACUGUUCCCAUCCUGGCCUUUGCUUUCGUCUGCCAUCCUGAGGUGCUGCCUAUCUAUAGCGAGCUUAAAGAUCGGAGCCGGAAGAAAAUGCAGAAUGUCUCUAACCUGUCCAUCCUGGCGAUGCUCAUCAUGUACAUGCUGUCGGCACUUUUUGGCUACCUCACCUUUUAUGACAACGUGGAGGCAGAGUUGCUGCACACUUUCACUAAAGUGUACAAGUUUGACACGAUGCUGCUGCUGGUGCGUUUGGCUGUCCUCACUGCCGUCACUCUUACUGUCCCCAUCGUGCUUUUCCCUAUCCGUUCGUCCAUCACCACGUUACUGUUCAGCGGGCGAGAGUUCAGCUGGACUCGCCACUUGCUGAUUGCCGCCUUCAUCCUGGCCUUUAACAACGUCCUGGUCAUCUGUGUCCCCACCAUCCGGGACAUCUUUGGCUUCAUCGGCGCCUCUGCAGCAACAAUGCUCAUCUUCAUCCUACCCGCUGCCUUUUACCUGCGCCUGGUAAAGUCGCUGCCGUUGCGCUCCCCACAGAAGAUUGGGGCAGCCAUCUUCCUGGUCAUGGGAGUCAUCUUCAUGAUUGGCAGCUUGACGCUUAUCGUUCUUGACUGGAUCCACAACCCCCCAGGCUCUGGGGGACACCAUUAAAACACUUUUCUACCGUCUUCAGUUUCCCAUUUAGAAGUGCAGCCACUUCCUUGACUGCCCCACAGCAAAUCACUUGUUUUCCGUACCCACUGGUUUCCUUCAUUUCAUCAAAUCGUUAUAGAACCUCAGGCUAUAGACAUGAGUGCAGCACUGGGUUAAGACAUCUUCAGUAUCCUCCCAGAAAGUCCCACUGGAGGGGAUCCUUUUAGCUUAGUUUGUAUUUUUUUUUCUUUUUUCUUUUUUUGGAUGUGAAACGACACAAAUGAAAGAAUCACAACAAGGGGUACCGGUCUCUGGUUUAAAAUGCCAACAUGCCACCGAGACAGCUUUAGAUCGUCACCAUCAUCUUGAUGAUCAUUCUUUUCCAGCUAAGAAGAAACAACAAUGAACAGAUACUCUGCAGCCUGUACUUGAAGCUGGAAGGGCUGGAACGAUCAUGUAGGUCCAUCAGUCCUCUGUGAACUUUAAGGAGUCUUUUGGAGUGUGCCAUCAUCCAUGGAAAAAGGAGCACAUCUAGCAUUGUGUUCAGUAGUAGCUGUGUAAGAAGCCAUUACUAUAAUUAUUACUACUAUUUCCUAAAAUUCCUGCGGUCGAUUAAGCAUUCAUCUCUUCUCAAAAUGACGGUUGAUGAGCAAUUUAAUUCCAUUUUUUAUUUGGGAAAUUCAACAUCGAUUUGCUGCUGUGUUACGUAUUAACAACCAGAAGCUUUGCCAAAGUUGGCAUGCACAAACAAUUUUCUUUAGUAGAGUUAUGCUAGAUAUUUUCAGCUCCAAAAAGACAAGGAUCUUCCUUGCUGGUCUUUUUUCAUUUCGGCUGUGCACACAAGAUUAAGUGGGUGCUUUCAGUAUUACUGUUCACAGAUGGAUCUAAAUAUGCAAGAUACGAAUGUACAUAAUUAAGUGUAUCUACUGACAAAAUGGUUGUUGUAUAUAAUAUCUUACUUGGCCUCUUAAGGCUGUUUCCCAUUCAGCUGGAUGAUCAUUUCCAACUAGCAGUAUACAUAUACCUGCUGGAAUCAUUAUUAAGGCACAUACAGUAGAACUCAUGAGAUAAACAUUGAAUUGUUUUUUUUUUAAAUAAGUAAUUAUAUGGGGAAAAAAUAAGUAUGCAUUUUAGACAAUUUUUAAAAAAGAUCAGCUAAAAAAGAUACAUAUGAAUAGGUUGACCUAAAUAUUACAAUUAUUUUAACUCGUGCCAUAUUAUGCUCAAGAAGAACUUUAUUCGAAUGUACGUCCUUUGUUUUUGUUUUUUUGCAUAAUUAUAUGCUAUUUAGUUUGAAGUAAUUGUUUGACACUUUGUAAAAGUUUAUGAGUUAGAUGCGAAGAUUGAUAACAAUCUCAUGUAGGCACGUUAAGUAGGAAGUUAACCUUUUACUGUCAGGCCUGUAGGGAUUGAAACGCUCCAUUAAAGUGUGAUGCAAUGCUUAAACAUUUACGGAUAUAUAGAAAUUAAUUUAAGGAAAUAUAAUAUUUCAGUUAUUAAGCUUUAGAGGCUGUGGUAGGCAAAUUUUAACUUUACGCCAAACCAUGCUAGCUAGUCAGUCAAUAUGCUAGCGAGGGCUAACAAGUCUCCAGGUUCCUUUGUUUUUACUUGGCAUAUAAACGAGAUUGUUAUCAAUCUUCACGUGUAAGUCUUGACAAUUAAGUGAAAAUGUUCCCUUCACACACAAAAUAUCAAAGAGCAGUAAUUUUUAGAAGUAAGGGUGCGGUAAAUAAUAACUAACAAAGAAUGCUUCAAUACCUAGAUGACCAUGCUAAAGGUGUCAGCCAUUUUUAAGUAUGUUGUGAAGGGUGUCUACCAAGAUCCCAAGUUGCAACUCCAGAUGUUUUACCUCAACAUCUAAAGCUAAACAUUUGGAUAUCCCCUAGCAAUAUAUUUUUUUAUAUAUAUAUAAUUCUUGAUGUUUUUUUUUAUUUAAAAGAAUAAUAUACAACCAGUAAUCGUAUUCAUUAUUUUAUUGUGCCUUCUGAAUUCUUGGUAUUGUAAUUGGCUUUUGAAACAGGUGCCUUAAAUGUAACAGUGAAUGGCGGCAUCACAACCUCAGACUUGUUCCGUUUCACCGCUUCUCCCGUGCCAUUGCGAGUCACACGCAGCCAAAGUGGACAGCAUUUAUAGAUCCUUUGUGGAUCUACGUACAUAAAAACAAAUAGAUAUUUCAAAUGAAAUAGUAUAUAAUGUGCAUGUUUUUGGCCUACAAACAUGGUCUUUUUGAACAAUUGUAUAUGCUCUGUAAAUAAUCUUUAUUUUAUGGUACACUGACACUCAUUGCUUGUGAGCGGGUUGAUGGAUGAAUUCUACUUGACUUCUUCUGCAAUCCGUGUUUGUUUUAGUUUCUAAGUAUGUAUUAGACCUUUUUUUUCUCUUGCUGUCAGACAGUAGUUUGUUCUGGGUUUUUUUGGUCCUAUAUUUGAAGCUUGUAUAUUUGUAGAAAAGUUGUUCGCUAUAUAUCUGUUUUCAUAUUUUAACAUUAACCUGUCGUCACAAUGCAUUAACUCAACAGCCUACUUCCCAACACGGUUUUCCCAGGAGUCUCAGAAAUAAGGCAACUGGGUUUAUGUCACUAGCUGACCGUCACUGGGUUGAAUUUUAAAGCCACGAUUAAGCCGUGUUGAUAUUAAACAUGUAAUUUAACACUCAACAAAAUUAGGACGAGACAAGUAUUUUAUGACCACACUACAGGAAGUUUCUUACAAGACACGUUAGUCAUCUGUUACAAGACCAAGUGGUUCUUUUGCUAUUGCACUGUGCAAUGCAGUGUAGCCAUCACUUAAACUAACAUGUACUGUAAGCGUAUAUCUUUAUGCAUAAGAAUCUUCCACGUUCACCAGCUCAAAGCUUUACCAGGACAAUCAUACACCAUUGCUGGAUGUAUGUCAGUGGCUUGUGACGCAUUGGUGUCAUAGACAUCUUUAAAAAGCCCAGUUUUUGGUCAGGUUUUAUUUGCAAGGCAUUACUUGAAUAUUUUUACAGCCUGAUAAAGUCACCAAGCUUCUCGACUAAAGGGUCACUUGACCCGUGCAGUACUCACUAUCAAUAUUCAAUAAUAGGUGUUUGAAAAUCUGCCUCACUCUCUCCUCUGGGUCUGUUACUAAUGUAAGAGUUUUUCUCAGUUCCUCAGGAUGAGUUUUGUCUUUUCAAGCAGCUCAUCCAAUAAAAAGAAGAGACAGCAGUUUUUUAUCAGAAAGCUCUUUCAACCUACUUUAGUAUCUCAGGUAUUCAGUCUGGCUGAACUUUUCUUCUCACUUUCGGAUAGACUCGUAUCAUAUCUCUUUUCCUUUUUUGUGUGAUCGAGCCAAGCUGUACAAUGCCGUGCUGGUCUAAAUGACAAGUCUUCUCAUGGAUUUGUAAAACAGACAAGUCCCCAGAAUGUGUUUCGAAAGAAGGUGUAGAAAAACCACCUGCCUUAUUUUUCUAUGGAGCCUCAGCCGUGUAGAAGCACUGGCUUAAUGUUUCUGCUGUUCACAGUGUUCCUAUGGAUCAGAUUGAACAUUCAGAUUUGUAAUUUUACCUAAACAAAGGGGAUUUUUUUUUCCUUUUUUUUUGUAUCGGUGAUGCUGUUUCAUUAUGAUGAACAAUAAAAAUGUGAAAUAAAAA